GAGCUUCAACGGCUCCAAAUCCACUCUGAAACUCCACCUCUCUGCUAUUUACUCACUCAAACAUUAAUGUCCCGCUCUUUUAAUUUUCUUCCAGCUGAAAACCACACAAAACAAUUACUCUCUGUUUGAUUUGUUUAGAGACCAAAUGCAAGAGCAAGCGACGAGCUCCCUUGCCGCGAGCUCUCUCCCGUCGAGCAGCGAAAGGUCUUCGAGCUCUGCAUUCCAAGUUGAAGUUAAAGAAGGCAUGGAAAGUGAUGAGGAGAUCAGGAGAGUGCCGGAGAUUGGCGGUGAAUCGGCCGGAGCGUCAAUCUCCGGUAGGGAAACCGGUUCGUUGGCCGGUCCGGACCGGGCCCAAGUGGUAGGUGAGGGGCAAAGAAAGAGAGGAAGAAGUCCAGCUGACAAGGAAAGCAAGAGGCUGAAGAGGUUGUUAAGGAACAGAGUCUCAGCACAGCAAGCAAGGGAGAGGAAGAAGGCAUACUUGAGUGAUUUGGAAGUGAGAGUCAAAGACUUGGAGCAGAAAAACUCAGAGCUUGAGGAGAGGCUUUCCACUUUGCAGAAUGAGAAUCAGAUGCUUAGACAUAUACUGAAGAACACAACGGCAAGCCGGAGAGGAGCAGGCAGUAAUGCAAAUGCAGAUGGAUCCUUAUAGGAAAGUGUGUGAGAUCGGAGUGUUCAUAAAGAGGAAUUGUGAGAGGAAAAGCGGAAGCAAUACGACUUUAGUAUUCCAACCAUACAUGGAAACGUCACAAGGGAAGGACCUAGGCAUACUUAAUCAUAGAUUAGCAUUUCCUGCAAGUUAUGUUCACUAGUAGUUCAUUUGCAUGCCACUCGGUACUUUUCUCUAUGCAAUAUGGUGCAGAUCUUGUGUCAACUGUAGUAACAGCAGCGGGUGCAGGCAUGACCAUUUACCAAAAAUGGGAAAAGGUCGUUCUUGUUGGUAGUGCAAUGACAGGGGCACAAGCUUUUGUGAAAAUGGUAAGGCAGUGGUGAUUGCUUGUAGGGUUUAGGCUUGCCGCGGC
This is a messenger RNA of Prunus avium (sweet cherry), 1019 nucleotides long. RefSeq names its product Basic-leucine zipper (bZIP) transcription factor family protein (gene HY5). Gene Ontology annotation, cellular component: nucleus. Gene Ontology annotation, biological process: red or far-red light signaling pathway; response to red light; regulation of photomorphogenesis. The record is from RefSeq and is a predicted model, not a curated record. Gene Ontology annotation, molecular function: DNA-binding transcription factor activity, RNA polymerase II-specific. Lineage: Eukaryota; Viridiplantae; Streptophyta; Magnoliopsida; Rosales; Rosaceae.